AUGAAGGAAGAGGAAGUAAACCGAUGCCAGAUUCAAAAAUGGUACCCAAAAUUCAGAUCUUUAACCAUCAAAACCAAAUUCCAGCAACUUCCAGAAUCUUUCAUCAACUACCUCACCGACGAUUCAGGUCCGUUUCUUCUCCCUGAAUCCGUAACAAACCAAAACGCAAUGCCCAAUAGAGUCCGCAAUCCCGAAGAAGAAGACGAUUUCCAAGUCUCCGAAGGAUCAGAUAACGAAGCAGAAGAACCACCAUCGAAUCUCCUUCCUUCGUUUCCACAACUCGAAAUCGAGAUCAAAGAAUCAAUCGAAACCCUAGGGGGCUCGAUUUUCCCAAAGCUGAAUUGGAGUGCACCAAAGGACGCAGCUUGGAUAAGCCCAUCACAGAAUCUUAGCUGCACUUGUUUCAGUGAGAUCGCUCUCUUGUUUCGUUCCUCAGAUUCUUUAUUACAUGAUCUAUGCAACGCUUAUGAUUCUUGUAGUGAUAAAACCUCUUCAAGGCCACAAAGUUUCUUCCUUGCAUUGAGAAAAUGGUAUCCUUCUUUGAAACCUGAGAUGGAAUUUAGAUGCUUUGUUAAAUCGAAAGAGCUUGUUGGGAUUUGUCAACGUGAGGUUACUACAUUUUACCCUGUUCUUGUCAAUGAGAAGGAUUUGCUAAAGGGUUUGAUCGAAGAGUUUUUCGAUGAAAACAUUAGGAUGGAAUUCGAAUCAGAUAGCUACACUUUUGAUGUUUAUGUUACUAAGGAGAGAAGGGUUAAGCUAAUAGAUUUCAAUACUUGGUGUGGCUCUACAUUACCAUUGAUGUAUACAUGGGAAGAACUUGAGGGGAUUCGAGGAGAGUGUAAUGAAUUGGAAUUGAGGAUUGUUGAGAGCCGUCGUAGCGUGCUUCCCGGUUUGAAAACAGCUGUUCCUUAUGAUUAUCUUGACGUGAGUUCUGGUAGUGGUUGGGAUCAGGUUAUUAAGAAAGCUGAAGAGCAGUUUCAGAGAGAGAAUCAGAGUUCUGAUGAAUUUGCUUGA
Molecule: messenger RNA, 1014 nt
Organism: Arabis nemorensis
Lineage: Eukaryota; Viridiplantae; Streptophyta; Magnoliopsida; Brassicales; Brassicaceae
Source: the annotation of a GenBank genome assembly